Molecule: messenger RNA, 2064 nt
Organism: Naumovozyma dairenensis CBS 421
Lineage: Eukaryota; Fungi; Ascomycota; Saccharomycetes; Saccharomycetales; Saccharomycetaceae
Gene: TBF1
Product: Tbf1p
Exons: 1
Coding region: 1-2064 (687 amino acids)
Biological process (GO): telomere maintenance via telomere lengthening
Molecular function (GO): protein homodimerization activity; double-stranded telomeric DNA binding
Source: RefSeq, a predicted model, not a curated record
AUGGACACUUCUGUUUCUGCUACGACGACAACUACACUCGUCGCUCCUGCCGCUGGCUCUGGUACCGGUACUGCUGUUAACGAACCUACUAGAAAUAAUACCAAUAAUAGUGAAGCUUCCCCAAUCCCUUCUGGCACUGCCAAUGCCAAUGCCAAUGCUGAUGCCGAUGACAAUGCCACUGACCCUGCUAAUACCACCAGCACGUCUGCUCCUACCACAGCUGCUACAAGAACUAACAUACAUCCCUCUUUGGAGGGAACUAGAUCUCGUCACCGUACAACAACAACCAACAGUGCCAUAAUUCAUGCAGAAUUGAACUCGGAAAAUUUAAAUAGAUUCAAUAAUAUCAUUAGAGCUCUACCCUUAAGAACAAGAUUGACCAUUUCAUCAUUAUGUCUAUUAGAUAACAUAUCCACUCAAUUAUUAAGAUUAUUAAUCUUUAAUGCUGGUUCGCCACAAAUAUUGGCUCUAUUAACUGAUAAAUCCACUUACUUAAACUCAGGUGAAACUGACAUCUUCCAAACUUUAUUAAAAUUGUUUAAACAAGUUAGAAACAUUUAUAAUUCAAGAGAUCCACUAUUAACUGUCCAUGAUGUAGCACCAGGUUUAUGGUUCCCCAAUUCUCCUCCACCUUCCCUCUUGAGAGGUCACGAACCAUACAUCAUCACUGCAAUCCGUAAGACAAACUUACUAACAUUCCUACUAACAGCAGUAGGUUGUUUCAAUUACGGGUUCGAAUUAUUACAAUCAUCAUUCCUAGACAUCUUCUGUCCAAAUACACUAUAUACACAUGGAUCUGGUGAAAAUAAUGGGAAAUUCUUAAAAUCUCAAUCAAUCUUAUAUCUAGAUUUGAAAACUCAAGCUUUCAUCUCCGCAUUAAAGGAAUUUGAAAACAAUUCAAACGAUAUACCAAAGGAUAAACAAACUGAAUUAUUAGAUACCAUAUUUCCAUCAGAUUUAGAUACUCAAUUAAUACAUAGAAGAACUGGUAACAUGAUCACUGACUCACAACCAUUAAAUGAACUACUAACACCUUCUGAAAAGGAUUUCGUAGAAAGAUGUGAUCGUCGUAAGGAAAAUUUGAUGAAUUUCACCACAUUCAAUGAUUUAGUGAUAAAUUAUGAUUGGAACCAUUUCAUUAGAGAAUUAUUAGAAUAUUGUAAUAAAAAUAUGGGACUAAUCAUUUGGGGGAAGAAAGGUCGUGGUAAAUCACCAUUGUAUUGUUUCGAUAAUACUGAAUUCGAUAAUCAAAUACUAUAUGCCUCAGGUGCAACCACGGAAGGUAUGACCUCACAUAAUACCACUGCCGCUGCUGCUGCUGCUGCUGUCGGUGUCGGUUCACAGAGUUAUCCACUUGUGGAUUCGUUCAAUUUACCGGAAAUGGAAGAGGACAAUGCGACUGCUGGUGGUGCUGGGAACACAACGGGAACACAAGGUUACUUACAUCAUGAAGAUUCUAUGGGUCCUUAUUCUCAACCUUUCGAUGGUACGAAUGUUCAAAUGGAUAAUGAUACGAACGUUAAUAAUAAUACUGUUGAUGCUGCAGUGGCAAAUUCAAAUAUCCCCGCUGCUUCCAUCAAGAAAUUGAAACCAAAGAGAGUUUGGUCCAAAGAUGAAGAAGAUGCUUUGAUUGAAGGUAUAAAAGAAGUAGGUCCAUCAUGGUCAAAGAUUUUGGAUCUUUAUGGGCCAGGUGGGAAAGUUUCAGAAAGUUUGAAAAAUAGGACUCAGGUUCAAUUGAAAGAUAAGGCAAGAAACUGGAAAUUACAUUAUUUGAAAAAUAAUAAACCAUUGCCGGAUUAUUUACAAAAAGUUACAGGGAAUAUAGAAAAAGCUUAUAAAUCUAAAAAGAAACAAAAACAACAAUUACAAGAAUCUAACGUUCCAUCAGGUGUUUCUUCACAAUCUAAUACACCGGUGCCUGACAAUAAUAAUAAUAAUAAUAAUAAUAAUAAUAAUAAUAAUAAUAAUAAUAAUAAUACAAACAAUGUUGACGAUGCUGGUGGAUUGUUUGGUAAUAAUGAUGAUACGUCAGGUUUCGAUCCAAAUUUGGAAGCCAAUAUGUAA